AUGCCCAUUCAAACUCGCGUCACAAAACUGUUGGGUAUCGAACACCCCAUUGUCAUGGGCGGCAUGACGGGUGUCGGUACCGUCGAAUUGGCCGCCGCCGUAUCCAAUGCCGGUGGUCUCGGCAUUUUUGCCGCUCACAAUGCCGGGAGUCCCGAAGGCUGUCGGCAAUGGAUUCGUCGCAUUCGGACUUUGACAAACAAACCCUUUGGAGUCAACUUGACCAUUUUGCCCACACUGGGUCCUCCACCGCCCUACCAAGAAUACGCCCAAGUCUGUGUCGAUGAAAACGUUCCUAUUAUCGAGACGGCUGGAAGCAAUCCCAAACCGUUUAUUCGAUUCUUCCAAGCGGCCGGCAUCAUCACCAUUCACAAGUGUGUUACCAUUCGACAUGCCCUUUCGGCGGAACGCAUGGGAGUCGAUAUCAUUAGUUUGGAUGGAUUCGAAUGUGCCGGACAUCCGGGAGAAGGAGAUGUGGGCAAUUACGUAUUGCAAGCCAAGGGGGCGCUCGUCUUGAAGAAAACACCCUUCAUCUGCAGUGGUGGUGUCGGCGAUGGCAAACAAAUUGCCGCUGCAUUUGCACUGGGCGCCGAAGGUGUCAAUUGCGGUACUCGAUUUUGUGCCACGCAAGAAUGUCUCUGGCCAGAAUCGUUCAAAGAGCGCAUGCUACACGCCACGGAAGAAGAUACCGUCCUCAUGUUUCGACACCUCAAAAAUACUACGCGGGUAUUUGCCAACAAGGUGGCCAAAGAAGUGGAAGAUAUUGAAUUGCAAAAAGGAGCCAACGUGAAAUUUCAAGAUUUGGCACAUCUCGUCGCCGGCAAACGAGGACGAGCCGCCGAACAGGCUGGAGAUGCCGAUGGAGGUAUCUGGACGGCGGGACAAGUUAUUGGACUCAUUGACGAUAUCCCGACGGUCGCGCAAUUGAUGCAACGAAUGAUGGCGGAAUGUGAAGACACUAUUCGGGGACGACUGAAUAGUAUGUUGGCAGUGCCAUCGAGAUUGUAG
Messenger RNA from Seminavis robusta, 1005 nucleotides. The record is from the annotation of a GenBank genome assembly. Lineage: Eukaryota; Bacillariophyta; Bacillariophyceae; Naviculales; Naviculaceae.